AAAUAACAUCAACACACACGUUAUUUCUUAUUAUUUCCAUGUUUUCAACAUAAAAUCUAUUAUUAAUACUACAUAUUCCUGCUAUUUUUAUAUAAUUAAUAGUUAAAAAAUGUUACCUGACGUAGAUAUAUUGUAUUUAUGUAAUUUUGAUGAACAUAACAUCUCAACUGACAAUGAAAUUGUCAAUAAGUUGUGGUCAGCCGAAUGGUCGCUGGUAAACCAAGAUAUUUGUAAAGAAAUACUUGCGACAGGACUUGAAACAGAACCCCUGUUGGAACUGAUAAAAAAAUAUACCGACGAUGAACAGGCGCUAGAAAAAAUCCGCCACAUAGCUAUUACCUCAUUUUUAACAUUUUGCAACCAGAAUUGGAGUCCACAUCCAGAAAACAAAGAUUUAAAUGAAUAUUUUGGAACAGAAUGGCCAAGUAACAUCGAUAUAAAAGCGAAAAUGCAACGCGACUCGGAACCGAUUUAUGUGAACAUUUUACACCCUGAGUUGUUAUAUUUUGUUACUCAGAUCUUCACUGCCUUGUUUUCAGUUAAGCAAAACUUGUUGCACUUAUGGUGGUGUUUCAGAAGUAAAGUAGCUCACCAGAGAGCUCUUGAGGACACAAGUGCCACUUUGUACUCAGAACUGGAGCUGAUGAUGGCGAAACUAACUAAUGAGCUGCAGAGCUUACAAGACAAGCCCCGACUGAGUAUAUUAUUGAACCUGGAGAUAGCACAAGCUUACCUAAUAUAUGGUAGAGUGCAGAAAGUUGAGGAGUAUCUUCUGAAGGCAAGAGAUUUAGCUGGGCUAAAGCUGGAAUUGACAGGUAUUCUAGGCAAAAGAACUAAAUUCCAGCAGACAGCAUUGCCCCAAUUAGCACUAUCCAGUGUGCUAGAUGCAAAUGUUGACCGUCCAUCAGCACAGGAGAGUCACGGCGACUCAGAACUGCCACCAGAGGUGGAACUACAAGAUGAUGUGAGGCUAGACAAGAUCCAAUAUAAUGAGGAAAUCAGGACUGCUAACCUGCCAAGCUUGGAGCAGACUCUAUGUUUGCUGACUAUACAAUAUCUCCAAAAAUCACAGCCAAAAGACGACCUUACGACGGAAGAACUUCAGGCUUACAUACAAGCUAUUCUGUCGCAAGAUAAAGGGCCAUGGUCCACACGCGCUGCUGCUCUCCUCAUCAGGUGUAAGCUGGAGGCCACACACAAACGCACCGUGGAGAGAGCUAUGCUGCAGUGCGAAACCAUUGUCAAUGAUAAGGCUGGUGUGGCGCCUACUAGCAGGUUGUCAUACCUAUGGGCGUCAGGUCUGCAGCCGGCGUGGACGUGGAGGCAGCAGCUGGCGGACCUGUACCUCAGCCUGGGGCUGGUGAAAGCCGCCCUGGAGCACUACCUGGCUCUACAGCUGUGGGAAGACGUCAUCGUCUGCUAUACUUGCCUGCAGCUAAGGCAUAAGGCAGCCGAAAUAAUACGGCAACAGAUCGAAAUUGAACCCACUGUGAAACUGUAUUGUCUUCUUGGUGAUGCAACAGAUGACGUAUCGUGCUUCGAAAAAGCGUGGGAGUUUUCGAACCACAAGAGCAGUAGAGCGCAAAGGCAUUGGGGGAACUUCCUGUUUGACCAUAAGAAGUAUGAAGAAUGCAUUCCACAUUUCGAGAAGUCUGUGGAAAUCAACUCUAUACAAGAGGGUGUAUGGUUGAGAUUGGGCUACGCGGCUCUAAUGACGGACAACUGGGAACUGUCAGCCAAAGCGUAUCGUCGGUAUACAUACCUGCAACCGAACUCAUUCGAGGCCUGGAACAACCUGGCCAAGGUAUAUGUGCAGCAGGGAGACAAAAAGAGAGCAUACAGGGCUCUCAUAGAAGCACUGAGAUUCAAUUAUGAUAAUUGGAAGCUCUGGGAGAACGUGAUCAUAGUAAGCAUGGACACGGGUCACUUUGAGGACGUGAUACGCGGUGUGCACCGAGUGUUGGACAUCCAGCGCAAGUUUGACGAUGUGGAGGUGUUGACUCUGCUCACGAGAGCUAUAGUGCAGGACGCUAAGGACGCUGACGGGCAUGGUGCUGCCAGAUUGCGUAAAAGAGUGCUAGAACUAUUCGGAAGGAUCACGUCAAUACAUCAAAACAAACCAGAGUUGUGGCAACUGUACUCCGACAUCAGUCCAACAUACUUGUUGAAGGCGCAGAGACUUCUAAAAGCCUACAAAGGUUUUACCCAAAGUGGCAAGUGGAAUGAUAGCCCUGAAAUUUGUCAAAAAGUAAUCGAGCUUGCACAAUCUCUCUUAGACUACAGUUUGAAAGCGAGGCAAGAGGUGGAAGAUAAAGACAAACUACAAGCUGAUCAGCAACUGUCUUCCGCCAGGCUAACGGGACAGGCCGUUAUAAGAGCUGUGGAAAAACAAGAUUGGCCAGAAACACGGGACAAUCUUGAAAAACUGAAAGAGAUGUUUAGUAACGUUACUGAAUACAUGAAAUCGAUAGUUUAA
Molecule: messenger RNA, 2476 nt
Organism: Pectinophora gossypiella (pink bollworm)
Lineage: Eukaryota; Metazoa; Arthropoda; Insecta; Lepidoptera; Gelechiidae
Product: tetratricopeptide repeat protein 27
Exons: 12
Coding region: 110-2476 (788 amino acids)
Molecular function (GO): protein binding
Source: RefSeq, a predicted model, not a curated record